AACGUGCCACAUCAUGAAGCUCUUGUGGCAGGUAACUGUGUACCACACCUGGAAUGCCAUCCUGCUCCCCAUCGUCUACCUCACAGCGCAAGUGUGGAUUCUGUGUGUUGCCAUUGCCGCCGCCGCCGCUGCCGCCGCCUCCGCUGGGCCCCAGAACUGCCCCUCCGUCUGUUCGUGCAGUAACCAGUUCAGUAAGGUGGUGUGCACGCGGCGUGGCCUGUCUGAGGUCCCCCAGGGCAUUCCUUCUAACACCCGGUACCUCAACCUCAUGGAAAAUAACAUCCAGAUGAUCCAGGCUGACACCUUCCGGCACCUUCAUCACUUGGAGGUCCUGCAGUUAGGCAGGAACUCCAUCCGGCAAAUUGAGGUGGGGGCUUUCAAUGGCCUGGCCAGCCUCAACACCCUGGAGCUCUUUGACAAUUGGCUGACUGUCAUCCCUAGUGGGGCCUUUGAGUAUUUGUCUAAGCUUCGGGAGCUCUGGCUUCGAAAUAAUCCCAUUGAGAGUAUCCCCUCUUAUGCCUUUAACCGGGUGCCCUCCCUCAUGCGCCUGGAUUUGGGGGAACUUAAGAAGCUGGAAUAUAUCUCUGAGGGGGCUUUUGAGGGACUGUUCAACCUCAAGUACUUGAACUUGGGCAUGUGCAACAUCAAGGACAUGCCUAACCUCACACCCUUAGUGGGACUGGAGGAGCUUGAGAUGUCUGGGAACCAUUUCCCUGAGAUCAGGCCCGGCUCCUUCCGUGGCCUGAGCUCCCUUAAGAAGUUGUGGGUCAUGAACUCCCAGGUCAGCCUGAUUGAACGUAAUGCGUUUGACGGGCUGGCCUCACUAGUAGAACUCAACCUGGCCCACAACAACCUCUCCUCCUUACCCCAUGACCUGUUCACUCCGCUGAGGUACCUGGUGGAGCUGCACUUACACCACAACCCUUGGAACUGCGAUUGUGACAUUCUGUGGCUAGCUUGGUGGUUGCGAGAGUACAUCCCUACCAACUCCACCUGCUGUGGCCGCUGCCAUGCCCCCCUGCACAUGCGUGGCCGCUACCUUGUGGAGGUCGACCAGACUUCCUUCCAGUGUUCUGCUCCCUUCAUCAUGGAUGCACCCCGGGACCUCAACAUUUCCGAGGGUCGGAUGGCAGAACUCAAGUGUCGGACUCCCCCCAUGUCCUCUGUGCGGUGGCUGCUGCCCAAUGGGACAGUGCUCAGCCACGCCUCCCACCACCCACGGAUUUCUGUCCUCAGCGAUGGCACUCUGAACUUCUCUCAUGUGCUGCUCACAGACACAGGGGUGUACACUUGCAUGGUGACCAAUGUGGCAGGCAACUCCAACGCCUCGGCCUAUCUCAAUGUGAGCACGGCCGAGCUCAACACCUCCAACUACAGCUUCUUCACUACAGUCACGGUGGAGACCACAGAGAUCUCUCCCGAGGACACCACCCGCAAGUACAAGCCUGUGCCCACCACCUCCACCGGCUACCAGCCAGCUUACACCACCUCCACCACAGUGCUCAUCCAGACGACCCGAGUGCCCAAAGUGGCCGUGACUACGGCAGACACCAACGACAAGAUGCAGACCAGCCUGGAUGAGGUCAUGAAGACCACCAAGAUCAUCAUUGGCUGUUUUGUGGCAGUCACUCUGCUGGCUGCUGCCAUGUUGAUCGUCUUCUAUAAACUUCGUAAGAGGCACCAGCAGCGCAGUACAGUAUCAGCCGCCCGGACAGUUGAGAUUAUCCAAGUAGAUGAAGACAUGCCAGCAACCACAGCAACAGCGGCUUCAUCCAGUGUAUCAGGUGAGGGGGCAGUAGUGCUGCCCACAAUUCAUGACCAUAUUAACUACAACACCUACAAACCAGCACAUGGGGCCCACUGGACAGAAAACAGCCUGGGGAACUCUCUGCACCCCACAGUCACCACUAUCUCUGAACCUUAUAUAAUUCAGACUCACACCAAGGACAAGGUACAGGAAACUCAAAUAUGACUUUCCCUACCCCUCCAAAAAUUAUAAAAUGCAAUAGAAUGCACAAAAAAAAGACAGCAACUUUUGUACAGAGUGGGGAAAGACUUUUUUUUCUUGUAUAUGCUUAUAUAUUAAAUCUAUGGGCUGAUAAGAGAAAGAUUAUAUUAAAAUUUAAAAACAGAAACAAAAUCAAAACAAAAACUAUUUUUUAACUUGUAAGUUCUAUUUAAAGGGGAAUGGGGAAAGGGAAUUUUGGCAAUGUUUGUGUGUGUGUGGGGGUAGAUGACAGAAAAAAAAAUGACUUGUUAUCCUGCUACAGGGCUUUCUGGAAUAAGGUUGAAUCUGUUUAAAAAAAAAAAAAAAUAAAACAAAAUCUCUGAAGAGGUAGGGUAAGGGGGUGGGAAGGAUAGACUAAUACUGUCAUUUUUAGAAGAUGCUUCAUAGGAUGCAGUAAAUAUCCAUUUCUACAGACAUCUUUCUUAAUUCCCGAGAGCUGUCUUUGCAGGUUUAUAUUAAAAAGAAAAAGAAAAAGAAAAAAAAAAAAAAAAAAA
Molecule: messenger RNA, 2502 nt
Organism: Sarcophilus harrisii (Tasmanian devil)
Lineage: Eukaryota; Metazoa; Chordata; Mammalia; Dasyuromorphia; Dasyuridae
Gene: LRRC4
Product: leucine rich repeat containing 4
Exons: 1
Coding region: 14-1972 (652 amino acids)
Biological process (GO): synaptic membrane adhesion; modulation of chemical synaptic transmission; postsynaptic density protein 95 clustering
Cellular component (GO): postsynaptic density membrane; glutamatergic synapse; plasma membrane
Molecular function (GO): protein binding
Source: RefSeq, a predicted model, not a curated record